Molecule: messenger RNA, 1002 nt
Organism: Filobasidium floriforme
Lineage: Eukaryota; Fungi; Basidiomycota; Tremellomycetes; Filobasidiales; Filobasidiaceae
Exons: 6
Coding region: 1-1002 (333 amino acids)
Source: RefSeq, a predicted model, not a curated record
AUGUCCGCCUCGUCGCAAAUCGCUAUGGGUAACACUGCCGAGACCAGUAUUGAAAUCGACGAUUCAGAGUCCGAGGCAGAGGAGUUUCACACGGCGUUGGAUACCCAACAAGAGCUGAAGGAAAGCGCACGCGACACAGCCUCCAUCUGUACUUCCGGCCUGACUUCUCUGCCUUCCGAAACCUCGACUCAGCUGGCCAUCAUCGACAAUCCAUUCCUCAUCCCUAUCCCUCCCAAGAGAGUCUUUCUUUUGGAAGGACCUAAAAAUUUGCUGAUGAUCGAAGCGCCACCGUCUCUAAAGGAUUUGCCUAGAGUCGUUGACCGGAUGGACGAUAUCGACGAAGAAGAACGAGAUCGUAUGGCCAAGACUAGCGAUGUGGUCACGAGCGGAUGCACCGAUGGGGGCCUGGAGCUACAGCCCUGGAUGAACAUGGACAUCGAUGAAGAAGGUGAAGAAGGCAGAGAGGGGGAAGAUCAAGUCGAUGGCGAGCUACCGGAAAAUCAUCAAGAAGAGUCCGAGGAUGAAGUCCAGUAUACGGGCACUUCUAAACGGAAAGACUCGAAUCAAGUCAAGCCUGAACCCCGAGAAGGCGACGAUGACGGUGACAACGAUCCGCUACUUCCUCAUGCUACUCCCGUACCACCCAAAAAGACUAGACGAACUGUCAAGCCGAGGAAAGUAGGAGGUAGCAGGAUCCCAGCUGUGCCAGAGUACAGAUACCCUGCGGGCAAGAUGACAGCCGAAGAAUUCAUCGCCGCCGCAGACACUUUUCAUCUAGUCAUCGAACAAGAGGGAAGCGCAGGGAGGAUCGGUAGAGCAUUGAUGGAAUUCGAUCUAAAACCUAGGAAGUUUAGUACUGGAUCCUACGGAUGGUGCGGCGCGCUCCAAGGCGCUUUACCCACGAACAAGGGGAACGUCCAGAUCAGGACAAGCGUCAAUUUGAUCGUCAAAGGAUCUAAACCGAUCGUCGUGGCGCCCAGAGUGCCUGCGGGGAGGAAAUAG